Messenger RNA from Cannabis sativa, 3948 nucleotides. RefSeq lists its product as uncharacterized. NCBI's taxonomy places the organism in Eukaryota, Viridiplantae, Streptophyta, Magnoliopsida, Rosales, Cannabaceae. The transcript is spliced from 2 exons. Gene Ontology annotation, molecular function: nucleic acid binding; RNA-DNA hybrid ribonuclease activity. The record is from RefSeq and is a predicted model, not a curated record. Bases 1 to 3948 code for a protein of 1315 amino acids.
AUGAAUUCCCUAAUUUGGAAUGUCCAAGGGCUUGGAAACCCUUGGACUGUCUCGGCUCUUGCCACAAAUGUCAAAGAUUUUGAUACGGGAUUGGUUUUUCUGUCAGAGACUCGUUCUAGAAGUGCUUACAUGGAAACGGUUCGUGCUCGCUUGGGUUUUGAGGGCUGUUUUUGUGUUGAUGCAAAAGGCAAAAGUGGGGGGUUAGCCCUCCUUUGGAAGGCUCCUUAUUCGGUUCAGAUAGUGUCUUUUAACGAUUUCCAUAUUGAUGCUUGGAUCAAUAUGGAAGAUGACUUUAACUGGCGGUUUACGGGAUUUUACGGGGAUCCCGAUCCAUCACAGCGAAAACACUCGUGGACAUUAAUGCAACGCAUAGAAAGAAGAUUCAAGGGGCCUUGGUUAUGUGGUGGGGACUUCAAUGAAAUUAGAAACAUGAUUGAGAAACAAGGAGGGGGUGAGAAACCUGGUUAUUUAAUGAAAAACUUCAAUAAUGCUAUAAACAUGUGUGCUUUAAGGGAAUUAGAUUUUGAAGGCAGCAACUAUACUUGGUGUAACGGAAGGCAGAAUAACAUGGUUUUUGAGAGGCUUGACCGUGUACUAGCUAAUAAUCAAUGGUGGAAUCAUUAUGUAGUUGCAAAAGUUAAACACUUAAGCCGUUGGUGUUCUGAUCAUUGUCCUCUUGUGGUGACUUUCAAAGCUAUUCCGACAGACAACAAUCAGAAAAAACAAAGAAGAGAGAGCCAAUCUCGGAUUAAAGAGUUAAAAAAAGAAGUAGAAACUUUGUCUUGGGAUCACACAGACCAAGGAUUUAUUAGCCUAAAAGAAAGGGAGAAAGAACUGAAUGGAUACCUUGCAAAAGAUGAACUGUUUUGGAAACAACGUAGUCGGGAGAUUUGGCUUGCUCAUGGAGACAGGAACACAAUAUUCUUUCACCAAAAGGCGUCUUCUCGUAGGAAGAAAAAUCAGAUUAAUGGUCUUUUUGAUCAAAAUCUGAAUUGGAGGAGUUCUAAAGAAGAGAUAGAACAGAUCAUUUGUGAGCAUUUUCAAGACCUCUUUUCAGCCCAAGACCCCAAGUGCGACUUAAUGGCUCACCUCCAAAGAUUUGUUCCCUCACGGCUUAGUAGAAGACAAAAUGAAAGCCUUCUUACUGAAUUCACAGCAGCUGAUAUUCUUCAAGCAAUGAAGCAAAUCAACCCGUUGAAGGCUCCGGGAGUAUAUGGGAUGCCCCGGUUAUUCUAUGAGCAUCAUUGGACGGUCAUAGGGUCAGACAUAACCAGAAUUUGUUUGGAUAUACUUAAUAAUCAUGCGGAUUGCCGAGCGAUCAACAAAACCCUCCUUUGCCUCAUUCCUAAAAUCAAAAAUCCUCACCAAGUGACAGACUACCGUCCCAUAAGUCUUUGCAACGUCAGCUACAAAAUAGUUACGAAAUGUAUAGCCAAUCGAAUGAAAGAUAGUUUGAAGGAAGUAAUCUCGGAGAACCAAAGCGCUUUCAUUAGAGGCCGGCUCAUACAAGAUAAUGCCAUCCUGGGGUUUGAAAGCCUACAUUGUAUGAAGAAAGGUCGUUUUGGAAAUGGGAAAAAGAUGGCUCUUAAACUAGACAUGUCCAAAGCUUACGAUAGAGUCGGUUGGAGAUUCUUAGAAGCAAUGAUGCUUUGUUUGGGUUAUGACAAGCGAUGGGUGGAUAAAUUCAUGAACUGUAUAACUACGGUCUCCUUCUCGGUCCUUGUGAAUGGAGAAAUUAGUGGACUCAUUCAACCCCAACGUGGCCUUCGUCAAGGCGAUCCCCUCUCUCCCUAUAUGUUUCUCCUAUGCUCGGAAGGUUUCUCUUGCCUCAUACAAGAGGCUGAAAGAGCGGAUAAAAUACACGGUAUUAAGUUUGGAAGAGAAGGUCUUAAGCUAUCUCACCUAUUCUUCGCCGAUGACAGUUUUGUGUUCCUUGAUGCUAACCCAACCGAACGUAGAAGUAUGAAAGCCAUAUUACAAGAGUACUCCUCCCUUUCUGGACAACAAAUCAACCUUCAAAAAUCAGAAUUGUGCGUUGGAAGAAAGAUCAAUCAAACCGAUGGAACUAUGCUCGCGGCUGCCCUAGGGGUUAAAUUGGUGGAAUGCCACACCAAAUACCUCGGCUUUCCAGCAACUGUAGGAAGAAGGAAAAAAGAAGUGUUUGAGUCCAUUCGGUCCAAGAUCCGGGAUAAACUCCAAGGUUGGAAAGGUAGCUUAUUUUCCCAAGCGGGAAGGGAAGUUCUUCUCAAAGCAGUAAUUCAAGCAAUUCCAACUUAUGUCAUGAGUUGCUUCCGCCUUCCAAAGGAACUCAUCAAGGACAUCCAUGCAAUGAUGGCUAGAUUUUGGUGGGGAUCUUCGGAGUCAAAAAACAAAAUUCAUUGGGGAAGAUGGGAAAAGCUUUGCAAGCCAAAGGAUAAAUGUGGAAUGGGGUUCAAAGACCUAGAGAAGUUCAAUCAAUCUUUAUUAGCUAAGCAAGGGUGGAAGAUCAUCAAUAAUCCUAGUUCGUUGCUGGCUCGGGUUCUUAAGGCUUGCUAUUUCACCAACUCUACUUUCAUGGAAGCUAAACUUGGAGGAUUUUGCUCAUUCAUGUGGAGAAGCAUUUUAUGGGGAAGGAAAAUAGUUGAAAGGGGAGUUAGAUGGAGGGUCCAAUUGGGUAGAGAAGUGCGCAUCAACGAAGACAAAUGGCUGCCCCGCCCAUCCACCUUCACUCUUCGCACCCCUACAAAAGUUAACAAUGGGACAACUAUGGAUCACUUAAAGGAUGAAAAAGGAGAGUGGAAUCAAGACAUGAUAACUCAAACUUUUCACCCGGAUGAUGUUCCAAUUGUGCUAGGUAUGGCUCCUUGUUAUAAUAAUGCUAUUGAUGAUUUAGUUUGGGACUACACACCGAAUGGUAUGUAUACGGUGAGUAGUGGCUAUAAAGUGGCCACCACCAACGAGUUAAAUGCAGGGCCUUCAUCGGAGGAGCAUACAAAGAAAUGGUGGACUGAAAUUUGGAAGUUGGAAGUCCCUCCUAAGGUUCGAAAUUUUGCUUGGCGUCUCUAUAAUGGUUGGAUUCCGGUAAACAUGGUGCUUAGGAACCGGGGUAUGAAGAUAGAUCCUUGGUGUUGUGGCUGUGGAAAUGAGGAAGAAACCAUAGAACAUGGGAUUUGGUUCUGUCCAGCAAUAAAGGAAAUUUGGCAACAUUUUUUGUUAUGGAAGACAAUUAACAGAUGGAAAGGAGAAACAAAACACAUGCUCAUGGCUAUUAAACAACAAACAACUAAAGCAGAUUUUUUGAUGUUCAUUCUUCUCUCUUGGCUCAUUUGGAAUAGGAGGAACAAAAAAAGACUCAAACUUCAUUCUCUUCCUAACAAUUUAUGGUGCAGGUGGGCUCAAUUAGAGAUGGAUGUCAUGAUGCACAACCACUCCAAUUCGACUCAGCCAUUGAAGCCGAUGACAACACCUGCUGGGGGGUGGGAUCCUCCUCACCCCGGGACGUUGUGCAUCAAUACAGAUGCAAGUGUUCUCUGUAAAGAAUGGAAAAUAGGGCUGGGAGCAGUGAUCAGGAACCACGAAGGGGCGGUGGUAGCUGUUGAAAUUAAACAGCAAAGAGGGUGUUACUCGGUUGAGUUGGCGGAAGUAUUGGCUAUUCGGUUGGGCAUUCAGCUGGCAAAUAAAGUGAAGCCCUACCCGUUCAUCUUACAAACCGACUGUCUUCAGGCAGCCAUCUAUCUGAACGGAGAUUCUCAUGCCAAAACUGAUUGGAGCGCUCUGCUCGACGACAUAAGAGAGUCCCCAGAAUUUUCAAUGUGUAAGGCGGUCAAGCAUAUAGUAAGGAAGAACAAUAAGGCUGCUCACUUGUUAGCCAAAGAGGCUUUGCUUACAAAUUGUAAUAACUUGUGGUUGGGAGAAUAUCCCUUUUAUGCGUCUGCCGAUUUAAUGGCGGAUUUUCCUAACUUGAUGUAA